CGCCGUCUCCCGGUGCCGGCUGCAGGGCGGGCGAGAGGCGGCCGCUCCGCCGGGCAGCGCGGGCGGGGGGGACAGCGGUGACGGAAGGCGGCAGCUGGGGGGGACGGCAGCUCCGGGUUGACUCCCCCCUCCCCCCUCCCCGGCCGGGGGAAGAUGGAGCUCGGUUAGUGAGGGCUUGCGGGAGGAGCAGCGGGAGCAGGCACGUGAUAUUGCAGAGCAUCAAGACUGGAAGUAAAAUCAGCUGGACAGUUGCCUCCUGCCUUCCUAAAUAGUUCAUUCUGUAAUAUCAUGGUGCAACCCCUUGUGAAACUUAAAUGGAAGAUCCCCAUAGUAAUAACCUUGGGAGAAGGUAGGUCUACUGGUGUGGAUGCCUUGUCCCAUUUGCUUCACCAAAAUGAGAUAGGGCAUGCAGGAGAGAAGGGAGAUUUUUGCAAGUAGAACCUACCAUGAUUUCUCAGGGGACAAAAUUUUGCUUAUUCAUACCUUCUACUGUGGCAAAAAUGGAUUAUUUUCCUCACCAAAAACCAGCAGCAUAAUGCCCAUCUGACACAUGCCUCAAGGAACUCUUAUUUAAAGUCUGUUGUAAUUUAUUUCUCUGUAGCUGUGGUACAAGCAAGAGCCAACCAAUAUCAUCUGCUACCAACAGGAAAUUUCCAUGCUAGUCCCUUACCUUUGACACGUGGUAAAGUUGCAACUGAGCCUGUGAGGAGGAAUCAACAGAAAAAAUUGAAUUCAUGUUCAAAGAGCCAGCCGGAACCAGCUGAGUCCGGCACGGAGCAGCCCUGACCUCUCCUCACAGGACUACCCCUGCAGCCCCCACUACCAGAACCUGGCCACCGACACCCAGUGCAGUGACAGAUUGGUGUGAUGCUGGUUUUCUCAAAAUGGAUGCCUUCUAGCCAAACAGCAAGUCCUACUGCUGCCGCAUGUCUGGCAGCAUCUCUGAAUGAUCACAUGACUCUUGAUAUGGAUGCAGUCCUGUCAGACUUUGUUCGGUCCACAGGGGCAGAACCAGGUCUGGCAAGAGACUUACUGGAAGGCAAAAAUUGGGACUUGACAGCGGCUUUGAAUGACUAUGAGCAGCUCCGACAGGUACACACCGCCAACCUGCCACAGGUGUUCAAUGAGGGCAAAUACUACAAGCCACAGGAGCCAGAGCAGCCUCCCCAGGUGACAAAGGCUGAGCGGCCCUGCCUGCAAAGGCAGGAUGACAUUGCUCAAGAAAAGCGCCUUUCCAGAGGUAUUUCUCAUGCCAGCUCAGCCAUAGUCUCCCUCGCUCGAUCACAUGUAGCAAAUGAGUGCAGCAACGAACAGUUUCCUUUGGAGAUGCCCAUCUACACAUUCCAACUGCCAGACCUUAGCGUGUACAGUGAAGAUUUCAGAAGCUUCAUUGAACGGGACUUAAUUGAGCAGGCAACAAUGGUUGCUUUGGAGCAAGCAGGACGACUAAAUUGGUGGUCUACAGUAUGUACAAGCUGCAAACGCCUUCUUCCCUUGGCUACAACAGGUGAUGGAAACUGCCUCUUGCAUGCUGCAUCUUUAGGGAUGUGGGGAUUUCAUGACCGGGACCUUGUUUUACGUAAAGCACUCUAUACUAUGAUGAGAAGUGGAGCUGAAAGGGAAGCGCUAAAAAGAAGAUGGAGAUGGCAACAGACCCAGCAGAAUAAGGAGUCAGGUUUAGUGUAUACAGAAGAAGAAUGGGAACGGGAGUGGAAUGAACUGCUUAAACUGGCAUCAAGUGAGCCUCGUACACAUUUCAGCAAAAAUGGAGGCAGUGGUGGUGGAGUCGAUAAUGCAGAAGAUCCAGUGUAUGAGAGCUUGGAAGAGUUCCAUGUUUUUGUCUUAGCCCAUAUUUUGAGAAGACCUAUUGUUGUAGUAGCAGACACAAUGUUACGAGACUCAGGGGGAGAAGCAUUUGCACCUAUACCAUUUGGAGGAAUUUAUUUGCCACUUGAAGUUCUACCUAACAGAUGCCAUUGCUCACCUCUUGUGCUAGCCUAUGAUCAGGCUCAUUUCUCUGCUCUUGUUUCCAUGGAACAAAAAGAUCAACAGAGAGAACAAGCGGUGAUCCCUCUGACUGACUCUGAACACAAGUUACUGCCUUUGCACUUUGCGGUUGAUCCUGGGAAAGACUGGGAGUGGGGAAAAGAUGACAAUGAUAACACCAGACUGGCCAACUUGAUUCUGUCUCUUGAGGCAAAGCUUAAUCUUCUACACAGCUAUAUGAAUGUAACCUGGAUACGCAUACCAUCUGAGACACGGCAGGCCCCUUUGGCUCAACCAGAAUCCCCUACAGCUUCAGCCGGGGAAGAUGUUCAGUCCCUGGCUGACUCAAUGGACUCGGACCGAGAUUCCAUCUGUAGUAAUUCCAAUGGCAAUAAUGGCAAAAACAGUAAAGAAAAAGAAAAGGACAAACAGAGGAAGGAUAAAGACAAAACCAGGACGGAUUCAGUUGCCAAUAAAAUAGGAAGCCUCAGUAAAACCUUGGGAAUUAAACUGAAAAAGAACAUGGGUGGUCUUGGAGGUCUGGUGCAUGGCAAAAUGAGCAGAACCAAUUCAGGGAAUGGAAAAAAUGGUGACGCAGUAGAGAAGGUCAAAGAGAAGAAGUCUAAGUCUCGAAAAGGGAGCAAAGAGGAAUCUGGACAGUCUGCAAGCACUUCUCCAUCUGAAAAGACCACUCCAUCUCCAACUGACAGAGCUAGCAACUCACCCAUUGAGAAGAUGAACACUAAAUCCUCCUCUGACAAGCAGGCUGACCCAUGGAAGUACAGCACUGAUGUGAAACUCAGCCUAAAUAUUUUGAGAGCUGCCAUGCAGGGGGAACGAAAGUUUAUUUUUGCUGGCCUUCUCUUGACCAGUCAUAGGCAUCAGUUCCACGAGGAGAUGAUAGGCUAUUACCUGACCAGUGCACAGGAGCGUUUCAAUGCAGAACAGGAACAAAAAAGAAAGGAUGCUGAGAAAAAGGCUGCACUGAAUGGGUCAUCUAGUAGGAAACUGGAGCCAGAAGCAUAUUCAAAAGAAAAAUUAGAAACAUCUCCUCAGGAUAGGGCAUCACCCGUCUUGCCUCAAAGCCAUACAACUCAACUGGUUUUAAAAUUUAAAGAUCGCACUAGUCCCACUCCUGGGUCAUUUUCUUCACCUAGUAAUGGUGCUAAGAAAAGUGGACCCAUUCCGGUAUCUGCCCACUAUAGCCAUACGCCACCUGUUCAAAGGCAAAGUGUCAUCCAUUUGCAUGAUGUCAACUCCAAGCCAUCGAGCUUCCAAGACGAUACCUACAAGCCAGUGGUUGGCACCUUAAAAACCUGUGCCACCUACCCCCAACAAAACAGAUCACUGUCUUCUCAAAGCUACAGCCCAGCCCGGAUAUCCGGUAUCCGCACAGUGAACACCGUGGAAUCGCUGAGCUAUGCCAUGCCUACUGAACACAAGUCUCAGACAUACACAAAUGGAUUCAAUACUGGCGAUAUUAGAGACUGCUUAGAAUAUGCUGAUGAGGAUGCUCCUCAGACCUGGUUGAACAAUGAUAAAAUUCAAGGCAGAAGCACAGUUUGCCCAAUAUAUUCCAUCCAGCAGAACCGCUGUAAGAAGGAGAACUGUUCCUUUUAUGGUCGUCCUGAGACUGAAAAUUACUGUUCAUACUGCUACAAAGAAGAGUUAAAGCGCAGGGAGAGAGAAAGCAAGGGACACAGGCAUUGAGGAUUCUUCCGUGACUACUUAGUUUUACCAUUUUCUUACUUACAAAGUAAACAGUGUUGAAUUGCAGUAAAAGGAAUCCUUAAAAAAAGAAUAAAGGAUUGAUGAGUAAAUAGUGUCUAGCUUUUCGCUUUUCCGGGGCAAUGAUGAAAUAAUAGGAUUAAUUUAUCAUAAAAAAAUAUUAUUUUCCAUUUUGUCAGUGUCUUUUUUACAUAUACUGGUAAGCUGAAGGGUUGUUUACUCCUUUGUCAGUGCUGUGUAUAUGUUUGGUCAAAAAUUUACUAAUGGUGCCUGAAUUUACACUGACAUCACUCAGGUAGUAGAAUGAUAGGGGAAAGUCAUAAUACCGAAGAUGUGGUGUUGUAAUAGGGUAGUAUCUGCCUUGCAACAUUUGAAAUUCUAUAGCUAUUAUGAGAGUAUUUUUUCCUCAGUAAAACCUAAAUUUUUCAUAGCCUUUUUUUUCAGGAGGGUAGUGAUUUUGCAUACUGCACAUUUUUAACAUGGCAGCAUAUUGCAUUACUACUAACAUUUGUACUCAAUUCAGUCUGAAAGGGAAUGAUUCUGGGAAAAUGGGAGUGAAAGGUCUGAAUUUGAGGGCUGUAGCUCUAAUUUUAAGUUCUUACCAGUUAUUUCUGCAUUUCCAUUAAAAAGUAGAUUUGAGCCACUUUUAUUUGUACUGAAUUUUUAAACAGAUUUUAGAAAAAAUACAUUAUGACUUGCAAGACUUCACGUCACAAAAAAAACGCACACAGUAUAGUUUUGGGCACCUGAAUUUCAGUAGUAUUUUCAUUGCUGUUAAAAUUCAGAGAAAUGUUAAAAUAAAAUUGAAAUAUAAAAAUGUUACUAGAUUUGGAAAAUUUGAUGACCAGCUAGGAAAUUUAAGAUCAUUUUAGAGCUGAAUGAACUGCUUGUCAAAACAAUUGUAUUAGAUCAAUUGAUUCCCUUAACCAUUGCAAGAAUUUAAUAAUGAUUUAUUUAUUCCUUUCUCAACAUUAUUGAGUGAUAGUUAUUGUAAAUAUAACUACUUCUGAACCUCUCUGGAAGAGCAUUGGCUCUACCUAUUUUUGAGUCUUCUAGAGUGAGUUGUACCCACCAGGAUGUUCCGAGAUGGCUGCAGAAUACCUCUGGUAUGAAUGGCAACUCUGAGCACAGAUUUGCACGUCUGAUAUCCUGAUCUUUAUAAAAGUAUUUGCAAUACCUUUGAAAAUAAAACUUUGCUCAUGGAAACAUAUCUGUAAAGUAGACACCACAAAUACUGUUAAAGGAGAUGUAUGACAUUAGGAAGUCUUCUUGUAUAUAGUACUUGCAGGUUUUGCACCCUUCUACCAUCGAGUGACAUAAUGUUGUAAGAAUAGAUCUUCAGUGUUACACUUGUAAGCAAUGGCUCAUUUAAUGUCUACCCACUUUUGUUUAAAAAAACAAACCCUCAUUUUCUACAAAUAGUUGAAGUACUGCCUUCAGGACUGCUUACUCUGCUACCUAAAGGUGCAGAAUAUGAGUUUUGCCUUACUCAUGAUGGAAUAGCACUUUUCUGGCCUGCACAGGAAAGAUUCUUUGCCAAAGAGCCUUUGUUUUUGGUUCUUUUCUGCUGUACCCCAAUUUUCACUCUUGACAUGGGUGGCACCACUUCACUUGAGUACAGCUAAUUCUAGUUAGCCUUGAAACCAAGCCUAAAGUAGUCUGUGAAACAAGAUACGCUGAUGUGUACUGGCUUUCAGGAAAAGCACGUAAGCUUUUGCUUAUGUCCCACUGGAAUUUGUGGAACUGAGCACGCACUUAAAAUUGACGGUAUCUUUAGGUUUUCUGAUGAAUGGGAGAUUUAAAGAAUAGUUUCAAAGUCCAUUAGCCGCUCCUAAAAAGUCAUGGUCUUUGCCAUGUUAGCUGUUCCAUGAAUCCAAACCUGUAUGUCUAUUUCUUGACAUAUACUGAGCAUACACUGAAUGUAACUGACUUUGUCUUCCUUCAUAAAAGGGAGAUACUGGUAUGCGUAGUGAGAGGUUAAGACUCCACAUGACUUCUGUACUUAAGGUAAGCACAUUCUGAAACCCAUGUCUCCGGUUGCAUCCACUAAUAAGCAGUGUCCUUUUCUAGUUAGCUCUUGCGAUUACAUGUAAAUUCUCAUUGCCAAAGAAGUCUGUGAUUGCAGAUUAUGCUAAAACAAGCCAGAUCGUAUUAAAACAAAUCAAAUAUCGUACUUGAUGGUAUUUGUUGCUGAGACUGAGAAAACUGACAAGAUAAAAUUUCAUGAAAAAAAGAAAUAUUUAAGGGUUCUUAGAGCAUUAGAGUAGCAGUAGCAUUUGAUACUCUAAGAAUUGCUUCUUGAUAAAGUUGUGCUUAAGAAUUAUUACAUUAGCAGCAAACUACACUGGUCCAUGUAUUUAAGUCAGUUGUGUCAUUUCUGAAUGAGGAAAAAAGUAACAGCACAUAUGUAAAAACAGGCAAUUACCAUGAGAAUUUGCUGUUUCACAUUUUUCAAGAGUUGUUUCUAUAGUAUGUUUUUAAGAUCUACUACUCACACAAUAGAGGUUUUAUAGCUGGUCAAUAUUUCAAUAAAUUACUCUCUUCUAAAAUACUGGAUAGAUUGUACCUUUAUGUUCGAUUAUUUUGAAAAAUUAAUUGGUCUUCUGAAUAAUAAUAGGCUUGUCUGUAUAGAAUACCAAACUUCAGUGUUCACCAUCAUCCUCGAGUCACUCAGAUACUUCCACGAAUAUUUACCAUUACUGGAUUGCUCAUUUUAAAAUAUCUGUUAUAUGAAAUACUGACAGAACACUUUUUAGUUGUGCAUGUUUCCUUAGAAUCCUUUUCUUGGUACAUCUUUGAGUGAUUUGCUUAAUAUUGCUGUUUUCUUUUAGAAAUCUCUUUAAAUAUCCUACUAUUCUCUCGUCCCUUAGCACUGAAAAGAAUUUCCAGGCCCACAACACAAUUUGCCAGUUAAAAUCUACCCAUAUUUUCUCAGUAGUUGUCCUGUUUUCUGGAUAAGUAAUACUGUGAUUUUUUUCUUCUUUUUUUAUUUCUGAGCUAUUUGUGGCAGUUGUCUAAAGGGGAUACCAUAGUAGGUAUUAAACAGUCCAGACAUGCAGAAGCAGUGCCUCCCCCUGAAGAAGUGAUUGUCCCAUUAAAAGAAGAGUCUAGCUGUAAGAGGAAAUUUUCUACCUAAUUUUUUUCAGAGAGAACUCCCAACUGCUUAUAAGUUCAAUUCACCAGCACUGAAAGAAAUUGUAAUUUCUUAGCUAGCUGUUAGAAGGAAUAAUCUUCAAAUGUAUUUUUUUGUUGCACUAUGGCUAACCUUUGCCUGUUCUUAGUUUAUCUUUCCUUACAUCGAAAGCAUAUGUAGCCCACAGGCCAGCAAGUCCUGUUCUGUGCCUGAUCUGCCUUCCCUAUACCUUCCAGAGUUUGUUAGAGUUACCACUUAGUCCCAGCUGUACAGAAAUCAGUUUUGGUUUAAGAGGACCCAAUUAAUUUUUUCUGUUAGCUCAAGUGGCUGCAAUACAUGUGCAUAUUUUUGCAUUUGUAUGUAUGUGCUUUUUUCCCCUCUCUCCUUGAUAGUGAUUCAGUUACCACUGUUGUGCAGAUUUUGAAAGUAUGGACUAAAUCCUGGGUAGGCUACACCUUCCCAGAGUAGAUCCAAAUUUACCAGGAGAUAUUUAAGUUGGAGGAAGCUGGAUUUUUUUUUAAUAUGUGCAAUUUUUCUAAUUAAAAAAAAAAAAAAGGCUUAAACCUAUUAUGCAGUUUUUUAACUGUUCAUAAACUGAUACAAAGGUCUCUUCAUAACAGUGGACACCUGUAAUACAUAAUGGGUUUCAGUCACACUUUAUAUUAAAGUUUCAUUUAUAAAAAAGUAAUAAACUACCAUUAGACUUUACAAGUAUUUUUUCAGAUUUGGGUAUCAGUUGUAGCAUAUGGCUAACAAGCAGCUCAUUCAGAAGAAGGUCACGUAGAUUAUCAAAAGCAACUUCAGAUAUUUUGGAUUUUAAAACAGUUGAUUAACCUUUUGGUUUUAUGGUCCAUUAAGCUCUAUAAAUGCAAUGGAAAUACAGUGUGUGACCCAGCCUUCUUUAGCAAUUAGUUCCUUCUUCCUUAGUCAAAGGUAAGAUUAAGAGGAUCAGUGAAAGAAAGAUGCUGUACUUGGAAAGUUUCGUGUUGCUUAUUUCUUAGGAAGUCUAAAUAGGCCAAGUGAAGUCUUUAGAGCUGUCUUUUCUAAAAUUGCAAAACUCAUUAUGUGAGCAGUUACUUGAUACAGAAGCUUAGUGUGGAUUUGUGCACCAUUUGACUGCAGAUCAAAGCAGUCUGCUGAGGCAAUAUCAGUCCUUGUACAUAUAGGCGUAUUCAGGGUAAUCUACUUCUCGUGUGAUGAACGUGUAGAUAUCAAAAAAUGCACAGCACAGAUCUGACAAAAUACUGCCCUCUAACUCUCUGAUUCUGCAAACAGUUACACUGGUGCUGAACUUCACCAAUAUGAAUAGUCUCCCUGACAUCAAGGAGACUGCUUAAUUUCAGAAACUUAACAUAACUGUUAAGAAAAAGCUUAAAUGUUUGUGGGAUCAAGGCCUGAGCCUUUAGACAGUGUUUGUUCCCCUCCAGCUGCCUGACGUUACUCUGCCAACAAGAGAGUCAAUGAGAAUUUUGUCUGAAGAGUAGAGGAAAGCCUUAGGCCUCUGGGCUAAAGCUGCGCUCCUCUGCUAUCUGCAGACAGAAUCCCAGUAGUAGCGGGGGCCUUAAGCCAGGUGCUUCAUGGAUACACAAAAUACUUGCAAGCUGAAUGUGAAAGUAAAGUAUGAGCUAGUGAGGGAGUAAGGUCUUCAUAACACUGGGAAUGUUUUGCACUGGUAAAAACCCAUAUGUUUAUAGAAACCACAAUAAUCUCAAAUAAACAUAGGUCCAGAGAAGCAAAAUAACUGAUGCUGAUUGUAGAUGGCUUUUCAGCUUAGUGUAUUUUAAGUCUCUGUCAGUGUAUUUGAAGAGUAUUUGUUUUAGGGUAUGGCAGCUUACGCAGAGAAUCACCAAACAGUAUAUAGCAUAGAAUUUAAAUUAUUUCAGUAACAGACACUAGUAUCUAUUUUAAUUUGCACAUUAAUUUCCAGUGUAUAUGACUAAAAGACUAUAUUGUUAUAAAUGAGAGGAAAACAACACAAAGGUGUUUGUAAGUAUGUUCUGUUUGUAGACUUAAGGCUGUAUUAUGUUGGAAUUUUACAAGCCAAGUUUAAAUUGUAAUAUAGAAAUUAUUUUUAUAUUAUUUUCAAAAUAUGCUACAGAGCAAUAUUUUGCGCCUUUAUUAUAAACAGGGUCAUCAUUUUAGUAGGUUACCUUCAGAAAUGCUGGUAGAAGUUAACCAUGAAAAGAAAGCUUUGUAAAUGUACUUGUUGUUUCUAACUGCUCUGUCUGUUGUGCACAUCUAUAUCUAAUGUGAGUUGAAUAUAAUUUUUUUUUUUUUUAAUUGAAAAGCUUUAAAUUUUUCUUUAUAUAUUUUGGUAUAACACUAUCCCUCCCUAUUUAAUUCUACUCUUCCUUCCAGAUCCUACCAACAGCCACUUUUAUAAGCAGCUUCUGAAUAAACAUUCACCCGGAAAGUUUUACCAAAUGAAACAUUUCUGCACAGUUAUUGAUUGACUUGGGACAUUCAUAAUACACCCUGAGUCCAUUGGAGUAGGAUUACUUUGCUUUUUAAAAAAAAACAGAAUCAGAGAUCUAUUAUUCAUUCAAAAUAAAAAUCAAGAAUUAAUAACCAGUGCAGUCCAUUAGUAUCUGUGGGAAGAAAAUCACUCUAGAUUGUAGAAAUGUCAUCCUCUAAUUGGCAGAUACAUUGCGUCUUAAUAUAUACCAAAUAUGCAUUAGCUUCUUGCAGACUGAAGUGUUCAUAUUUUAGUUCUUCAUAGUUCUUUGUACUGUACAUGUCAAUUACUGAAGAACUGUGCAAAAAAAGACUUUGCAAACUAAUGCAUAUGUUAAGUUAGGAGUCAGUAUAGUUUUUAAAAUUCCUUUACUUUUGUGGUUUAGUUUGUUGGGGUUCAUUUGUUUAAAAUUAAUAAGGUAUAUACUGCAGCCAAAAAUGUCAAAUCUGGAUGCGUAAGGUUAAGAUUCUGCAUCUAGAUUUCUCCUAAUAAAUAGACUGGUUUUAAGAUGUGCUGAGCAUCUAAUUCUGUGGGAACAAAAGCUCUUUCUUGGUUUCAGAAAAUCAGGUGAGCAUUACUCCAACACCUUUUCAGGGCUUUUCUUUAUUUGUCUACACUUCUUUUCCAUCAAUGGAAUUCACAUUUUCUCUUCAGUGAUUUUCCAUGUGUGAACAAAUAAUUUGGCUUAUUAAUAAAGUGAUUGCUUGAAUAUGGAGAGACUUGCCUUGUACCAAAACACCAUAUAAUUGCCCACUUAACUGUUGCAUUCUUAAUGGGGCUCGUGUAUUCCACUGAUGUGUGUGGGGGGAGAUAAAAGACCUUUUUUUCUUGGAUAUUAUGAUCGCUCUGUUUCGUUUGUUUGUUUUUCCUCUCAAGUGAAUAUGCUGUUCUGAUUGCUGUUUUAUCUUCCAUUGCCUGAAUGCACGUACUGUACCAAGAGAAUUGGAAUGGCUGAUGCACAUUUGCACUGGGGAACAUGCGAUAUGGGUAAAAGCCACCGUGUUCCAGACAGCCUUAAAAUUAUGACUCUCUGGGGACUGAGAGUCACUUAACUGGAUGCAGCCUCUGUCCCACUUCCUCAUAUAACCACAACUGUAAAACGCUCUAGCCUGCUGUAGUCUAUAUAACUGUGUGCAUAUUCAUCUGAAUAACCUGUAAUCUUAAAUUUUUCUUUAAAAAGAUGUAAUUCUUUGAUUAAGUGUCAAUGUGUCAGGAAACCUUAGUCAAAAGAUAAGAUAGGGGUAAAAACAGAGAGAGAAUGUUAGCUAGCGGAGUAACCAUGGCACCAAAAUAUUAAAAAGAGGGGAAAUAGUUAAGAUGUGUCAAAAACUAUUUCCUGUCAGAACUGGAAGCUUUGUAGAUCUUCCUGUAUUCUGGGAAGACAGAGAAACUUUUUGCCAUUCGUCUCUGCAUCUAAUGUAGUCUCUUACUUUGUUGCAGAGGUUUGCCAUUGGGGAAGAAGGGAGAGAAAAGCAGCAAGUUUUCUACCCUUAAAGCAAAUUCUACUCUAGUGGCAGAAUCAUCACAGAUUGCAAAAAUAGGAUCCAAUGUUAGAACUAAACAGUGCCUAACUCCUGUGUACAAGUUGUGUAUUUCAUUUUCAUUUUGACCCUUUCAAAUGAUGGGGUUUUUCAAAAAAAUAAAAAAAGGUCGGGAGAGGGAGAGGAGUUUAAAGGAUAAGAUUGUAUGAUAGUGACCCAGUUCUUCCUUUGUUCACACACCAAAUCAAUAUGAACAUGAAAGUUGAAUUACUCUGGAGUUGCACUUUCUCUCUCAGGCAAGCUGAGAGGUAAAAGCUACCUUUUUUGGUAAUUCCCAUGUAACUUCUUUGCCACAGAAUAAAAUUAGAACCCCUUGGCACAGAAACUUUGCCUGAUGAAGCCUGACAGUAUGUCAGGAGCCUGAGAGCCAUGGCCAAAUUAGCCAAAGCAAGUCUGGUCAUUCUUGCCUUUAAAACAGAUACAGUUCAUUCUGGCCCAUGGUGUCCAGUGUCUUUGCAGUAAAGGUGAAGUGGAACACUGCCUUGUUGUCAUUUGCCUCCAGGUUUAAGUAACACAAAGCCUCUUCCCUAUGCUUUUGGUUAAAAUAUGCAGGAGAUAUCAUGGCAUCUCAGGCUCAGAGAAUGCCCCACAUCUCCUUUUAAUGGGCUUGAAUCAGGUAUGAAUUGAAACACAGCCAUGUGGGCGUGGUAGAAGCGCUCUCAUCUCCAAACUUUGCAAAUUGUGUGCACUUAUGUUUUAAUACUAACAGAAAUUAAGCAAUGAUUUUACUGUUUAUUUGCUCAAGAUUCUGAGUACUGUAAAUACAGUCUUUAUAUAAUGCACAUGGUGUGUGUACAGUACAAAAAAUGCUUUUCUUUGGAGCUGCUCAAAGAGCUUUGCAUGCACAUGAUACCAGUCUCUCUUCAUUCACCGUAAACCAAGGAGAACAAACAGGAUUUAAGCCUAGAUUAAAUAGUGAAUGUAACAUAGACCUAAGCAGCUCGGAGUUCCCAACCAUAGUAUUCCAGGCCAGCUUGAACAGUUUUGUAUAAAACUCUAUCCCAACGAUCUAGAUCAGAUUUUUACUCUUUCCUGGGAAUGAGCAAUUACCUGUGUCUUUUCCAAGGCCAUUGCUCGUACCCUGCUAACUCCUUCUUGCAUUUGUAAUGUGCCAGUCUUACUGUGAUUCAGUUAUGAAGCGGUUUUUCAAAUCUGCACACAGCUCUUAUUUUCUUCUUAGAACCUGUCUAGAGCUUUAUUUUGCAUUCAAUUUUAAGACGUAAAAUACUGUUAUAAACUUUUCAUAAUGCCUUGGAGUUGACUGUUGUGUGGCUGAAAGACUUUGUUCUCCUUGGAAGGCCUCGUUCUUCCUCAUUGAUUCUUGUAACUAACAUUUUUGUAUGGAAAAAGUUGAAUGAAACAUUGAAAAUAUCAAUACUGUUUACAUGUAUUUCUGCCAUUUGGUAUACUUUAUCUUUUUUGUUACACAGUUCUAUGUUGUUAAAAAACAAUGCCUCUUAGACAUGGGCAAAUCUUGAAUUAUUGUACGCAAAAGGUUUAUGUAGCUAAUUCAUCACACUUUACUAUUAUUAUUGUAUAAUAUGCCCUCCCAAAACUGUUUGUGUAUCUCUCUUCCUAUUACUAACAUUUUUCCUUACAUCAUCUACUUCCUUGGACAAAUUCUAAAGCUCUUUGUCCUUGGAGCCAGAUGUAGGUGUUUCCAUUAUAGAAGAUUUGGCUUUCUCAGUUCAGUUUGCAUAUAGAGUGGCUUGUCUCACCAAACAAGAAUUGAAAUAACACAGAUGUCACACCCUUAGUUUAUAGAAGUUCAUUUACUCAUUAACUGAGGGUCUCAGUUCAAUUAUAACCAAAGCCAAUUAUAUAAAGUUUAAAACAUCAGGACAGGUAAUGUGACUCUUUCUAAUAACCUAGCAAACUCAGCAUUUUUAAAACAGUAGAAAUGUACAAUAAAUGUGCUUGUACUUGAAGUCCGUAUUUCAAAGAAAGAUAAUAGUUGGCUCUCACUGGGUCUUAAGUAAAUGUUAAUAAGGAAUGAAGCAAGUUUCACUGAUUUUUGUUGGCUAAGAACUCAACUUCUUGGUAAUCAUACCAUCCUUCCAAUUUUUCAGAGUCUGAGUUUCUUGUUGCCUAUUAUAAAUUUCUACUAUUUUAGCAAAGAUUGAUUUAGGAUUUCAAUGCACAAUAUAAUAGAUAUAUCAGAAAUUUAUUUAAAGCUAAAGUGACUUUUCAGGUUUCUCUGUGUUUGACUAUUUUAGUGCAAAACUUUUAUCCCAUAUGAAAGGAGUGAAUUUAUCUUUUCCCAUUCCCUUCCCUAUUCAUAAUUUAAAGACAAAAUUGGUUGCAGUUACUUUCAUCUGCAAACAAAACAGCUGGUCAUUUUUAAGCUGACUUCCAUAUUAUGAUUAAGUCCAUUGUUCAAAAGAAACUGAAAUAUUAAUUAAUGUUAAAGGAUAAUUAGUUUUUUUGUUGUGAAAAGUGUGAGUUCUUGAGAACCUUUUCUACAUGCAGUUUUCAUUCAAAUUCAAUUUAAAUGUCAGUUUUGAUCUGAUCCAUACUUUGACAAAGAUGAUGUGUAAGAGCUGUUUUUAGCAGUUGGAUUGUUACUUUGUAAAGUAUUAAAGCACUAAACCAAUUUUUGCAAUAGGUAGAAAAACUUGCUUUUGUUUUGAAAAACUUCCAGUUAUAACUGUCGCACUUUUUAUAGCAGAACUGUAUUUCAUUUCUUUCUUUUAUGAAAGAUUACUCAAAGUAACUGAUAGCUCUGUAAUCUGUGUGAAUUGGCUUCUCCAUUAUUUGAAACUGAGAGAAGCUAUAAUGCCUAUUCAAUAAAAUUAACUUAUUUCUAAAGUA
Messenger RNA from Tyto alba (common barn owl), 13654 nucleotides. It is a transcript of the gene OTUD7A, whose product is annotated as OTU deubiquitinase 7A. Gene Ontology annotation, biological process: protein K48-linked deubiquitination; protein deubiquitination involved in ubiquitin-dependent protein catabolic process; protein K11-linked deubiquitination. The transcript has 18 exons. Bases 868 to 3696 code for a protein of 942 amino acids. Gene Ontology annotation, cellular component: nucleus; cytoplasm. Gene Ontology annotation, molecular function: K63-linked polyubiquitin modification-dependent protein binding; DNA binding; cysteine-type deubiquitinase activity. The record is from RefSeq and is a predicted model, not a curated record. Lineage: Eukaryota; Metazoa; Chordata; Aves; Strigiformes; Tytonidae.